CAAUGGCCAGCCGCAGGCCGCGCGUGUGGUGCUGGCUCUUCCCCACAGACCAUUUAACAACCUCACGCCGCGGCUGCUCCCGGCGAUGAGGCGCAUCGGCGGCUGCCGGGGGUCAGCGCGGACACCGCCGCCGUCCCGCCCGUCACGGAGGCACCCGGGCAGGCAGCGGGAGGCUCGGGGGGAAAACACGAGAUCGCGCCGAUCGCCCGCCCGCGGCUUUCCCUCAAGGGAGCGCGGCCCUCCCGCCGGCCGGAGGGCUUAGCGCCGGGCUGAGCCAUGUCUCAAGCCGUGCAGACGAACGGGACGCAGCCUCUAAGCAAAACAUGGGAGCUCAGUUUGUAUGAAUUGCAAAGAACGCCUCAGGAAGCAAUCACCGACGGCUUGGAAAUAGUGGUGUCACCCAGGAGCCUGCACAGUGAGCUGAUGUGUCCCAUCUGUUUGGAUAUGUUAAAAAACACCAUGACGACAAAAGAAUGUUUGCAUCGCUUCUGUGCUGACUGUAUCAUUACAGCCCUCAGGAGUGGCAACAAAGAAUGUCCCACGUGUCGUAAAAAGCUAGUUUCAAAAAGAUCGCUGAGACCAGAUCCCAAUUUUGAUGCUCUCAUCAGUAAAAUUUAUCCAAGCCGAGACGAAUAUGAAGCUCAUCAGGAGAGAGUGCUGGCAAGAAUCAGCAAGCACAAUAACCAGCAAGCUCUAAGUCACAGCAUUGAGGAAGGAUUAAAGAUUCAGGCUAUGAACAGGCUACAGAGGGGCAAGAAACAACAGAUUGAGAAUGGCAGCGGAGCAGAAGAUAACGGUGACAGUUCGCACUGUAGCAAUGCCUCAACACACAGCAACCAGGAAGCGGGGCCUAGUAAUAAGAGGACCAAAACAUCGGAUGAUUCUGGGCUAGAACUGGACAAUAACAACACGCCCGUGGCAAUCGACCCCGUGAUGGAUGGCGCUAGUGAAAUCGAGUUAGUCUUCAGGCCUCAUCCCACCCUCAUGGAGAACGAUGACAGUGCCCAGACGAGAUACAUCAAGACCUCAGGCAAUGCCACAGUUGAUCACUUGUCCAAGUACCUAGCUGUGAGAUUGGCCUUGGAGGAGCUUCGUAGUAAAGGAGAAUCAAACCAGAUGAACCUCGACACGGCCAGUGAGAAGCAGUACACCAUUUACAUUGCUACUGCCAACGGGCAGUUCACUGUAUUAAAUGGGUCCUUUUCCUUGGAACUGGUCAGUGAGAAGUACUGGAAAGUGAACAAACCCAUGGAACUGUACUAUGCACCAACAAAGGAACAUAAAUAAGCUGUGCUGGAAAACUGAGAUGGGACUAACUCUUUUUAUAGCUCUGACUUCUUUAAUAUUACAAGGCACCACCAUUAUCUUCAUGGAUGAUACAAGUGAUGCCUUCAGGCUCUCUCGGUACACUUAUCAAUAUGAUUAGACAGUAUUCUGGGUUGUAUUUAAUUUAGUCUUUGUUCUGGGUUUUUGGUUUUUCCCUAGGAGACUAAAUGACCUUCUCCAGUGCGUUCCAGUGUUUGACAUGCUUUUUUGUUCCUAAUGCAUGAUAACCGAACGAGUGUUCCAGUUUGGAAUGUCUUAAUUUUUGUCCAGGUAAAUCUGGAUUUCUAAUACAUUUGACACAGUUAUAGUAGCCUCUGUGAAGUACCCAGCAUUGGAUGGCUAAGUAAGUCUAUUCAAAAGUAACAUAUGCCAAGGAACGUGUUAAAUGUUGUAAUUUGCUAAUGGUUAUCCAUAUAAAAGAUUGGUAGAGAAUUGAUUUCUGAUAGUCUUGCAGCUGGAGGUAAUCUGAUUCCCUAGAAAAGAUUUAUUAGUCAUUUUAUUAUGAGCAAGUAGAGCUGUAGCGAGGAAACUGACACUUUAAAACCUUGCUGUUCACUGGGCUUAAUACUUCACAGUGCAAGGUGAUUCAGGAGGUUGGUUUGCUUUUUAACAAAUAUUUCAGUCAAAAAUCCCCCAAACAGCCCAAACCCGCUAACCUCCUUGCGCAGAACCUGCCAGCAGCUCCCCCUCCGGCCCCAGCCGCGGUGCUGCCCGCCUUGCCAGCGCAACCGAAGAAAACCUGGAAGUUCGACAGCCCUGCUCUCUUCCCUACAAUAAAAGGGUUUUAUGGUGAAUGUAUUAGAAUGUUCUGCAAAGGACAUUUUAAAGCAAAUCCCCCAAAUUCCAGCACACGGACAUAAUGCGACGUGGAAAUGCUUUGCUUUAUGGAAUUUGUGCUGCCCUAGCUGCGAGCUUAUCCGGGCUUCAGUUUGAGUAGGGAGGACUUCAACCGUAAGCUGCUCAAAGAUUAUAUUUUUAAAUUUUUUUUUUUGUUAUUUUUUUUUUUUUGCCAUAGCUUUAACAAAUGUGGCUUAGCACUUUGGAAGACAAUUUUAGUACUUGACAAAGUUUACCAUUUAGUGUCUUAAGUUUAGGUUCAAGUUUUAAAACUUGGCAGUAGGCUGGCGUGGGAAGUCCAGCAGCUACUGUUGAUUUGCAUGUUAAAACUCCUCGCCCCUCGCUCCGGACCUUGCUGGCGCUCAGCGGGGGUCGCUUUACCCGUCGGCAUUUGGGCUCAAGGGGAGGGACGUCAUCGCCCAGAGCUUCCCUUUGCUGGAAGACGUGCAGAUGAAGCCUUCGCCCCUCUGCACCCGAAGCUAGAAGCAAAAACCGUCGCGGAUAGGUGAGAAGUAAUAUACUUGAAACCAUGGGGUGGUGUUCCUUCGGUCUUGCCCGUGGUUAGCCCGACCGUGGCGCGUGGUACGCAAGCGUUCUGACGCCCGGGGAUCCUCCUGGGGAGGAAGCGCCUCCCGUCGCUUCCGCCUUUCCAGCCUAGCACUUGUACAUAGGUGUCCGUUCCGCUGCUCUUUCAGAUCAGCUUUAUCCCGAUGUGAAAACUGCACAGGCUUCUUUGGGUAACUUCAUUAUUUUCUCUGUCUGGAAAGACUUGGGGUUUUUGUGACAUGAAAUGGAAGCUUUCAGGCCCCAGAACACAGAGCGGGCAGUUUUUAAGGAAACGUGUUAUUCAUGACUUUCUGGUGAAAUGUUGCAUUGUAUAGACUAGUAGUGCAUGUCCACUGACUAUAAUCUGGGGGGUGGGGGAGCCGUGAUUAUAAAUGCUUUAAAAUUUAUGGGGAAACUUCUAGAUUAGUUGCAGCCUACCUUCCCGUUGUGAUAGCUAAGGUAAUGUCCAGUCCCUCAAGCAAGAGGUGUUUGUGAAGCUGAGCAGUCUGUCUAGGAGCUGUCUGUCACUUUGUCCCCAGUUCUUUAAAAAACGUGGGAGAAUGUGAAGCUUUUAUUUUCACAUGUUGUAGUGAAUUUACUGAAUAUUUAUGUUCUUUAAAUAUUAUAUAUAUAAUGUAGUUGUUUGAUUAAACCAUUGAUUGCACUGUGGCUCUUUAGUGCUACAAACUUAUUUUCAAAAUGACUUUACCCUUCCACCUUUUAAAGCCCUGUUAUUUUUGAAGUACAUAAGGUGUGUUAAUCAUGGGUAAGCCUAACGG
This is a messenger RNA of Tyto alba (common barn owl), 3488 nucleotides long. RefSeq names its product ring finger protein 2 (gene RNF2). Gene Ontology annotation, molecular function: chromatin binding; ubiquitin protein ligase activity. Gene Ontology annotation, cellular component: ubiquitin ligase complex; PcG protein complex. The record is from RefSeq and is a predicted model, not a curated record. Bases 277 to 1287 code for a protein of 336 amino acids. The transcript is spliced from 7 exons. NCBI's taxonomy places the organism in Eukaryota, Metazoa, Chordata, Aves, Strigiformes, Tytonidae.